UAAACAUCCGGAUAAUUCUAAUCAGAUUCAUUCAGAUGCUUUACCAAGCGUUUUCGUUUGUCGCGAAAUAUUGCGCCAGUAACAACACAAAUUCGCAGUCGCUGCUUUAUUGCCGAAAAACCCCAAAAGAUAUUAGAUCAAAGCUGAUUCUAAUGCCUAAGGGAAAGAGAAAAAGUGUUCAAUGUAGUCCAGCCCAGAAUGCAGCCUCCUCAGUGGUAAAAAAAUACAGAGGGAAGCGAAUGAGUCCUGGGAAAGUGCAGAGAGUGAGACGAGCCCUAUACAGUGUAAGUAACAAGAGUAUGUCACUAAGAAAAGCUGCAUGUGAGUAUGGACUGUCGUACGGGUUUUUGCAAAGGAGAUACAGUGGGGAAACAGACAUCAACACUAUGAAAGGUCCUGCUACUGUUUUCACUGAACAGGAAGAAACAUCUAUGGCUGAGUGGUUAAGUGAGAUGGCCCAGAGAGGCUUUGGCCUCAGAAUGUUGUGAGUUUUUAGACUUUGUUCAAGGCAUUGUUAGAAAAGAGAAGCGUAAAACCCCAUUUCUUGAUGGGAGACCUGGUUACAGCUGGUAUCAAGGAUUUAGAAACCGGAAUGCACACAUAAUUGGUUUACGCUCAGAAACACCUCUUGAACUGAAGCGUUCAAAACUUUCAAAAGAGACACUUGAUGAAUGGUACACAAAUUAUAAGGAUUUCCUGAUCAGUAAAGGUUGUCUGGAAAAACCAGGUUGUAUUUGGAAUGCGGAUGAAACUGGCUUCAACAUGGGUGCAAACAAGAGCAAAGUUAUAGGUCCAUCCCGUAAGGAUAUUCCUGUGCCUCAAAUAAGUGUUGGAAAGCAACGCCUAACUGUGAUGUACUGUGGCAAUGCUUCAGGACAAAUGAUGCCACCAUUUUUUGUUUUUCCUGAGCCCAAGCCUAGAGCAUAUGACCCAUUAAAUGGAGUUCCAGAAGGAAGUUAUAUUGCCUAUACGAAGAAAGGCUGGA
Molecule: messenger RNA, 985 nt
Organism: Ruditapes philippinarum (Manila clam)
Lineage: Eukaryota; Metazoa; Mollusca; Bivalvia; Venerida; Veneridae
Exons: 2
Coding region: 36-488 (150 amino acids)
Molecular function (GO): DNA binding
Source: RefSeq, a predicted model, not a curated record